GGGAUUCGGGAAGAGAGUGAAUCGUUGCAGUUUGAACCAUCAACGUCGUCCUCUAUCCACUGCGCGUUGGAAGAACUUCCGGAACAACAACGGGAACAUAUUGCCGAAGUCCCGCCAUGUGCCUGUGGCCUUGCUACUCGAGAAUUGUCUACAAAAUUGGCUCGUGAUAAAGGAGAGUUCUUCGACGAGCAGAGGAGUCUCGACGGGCUGCCAGAGUUGUGGUCGAAGGUCGUCAUUUGUCGCGUUAUGGGCGAAUUCGGAAGUCAAAGCUGGAUCCGGAACGUCGAUUCAGUGUUGAAGAGAUCUUCCGAGGACAGUUUGGAGCGUCCCGAUCUCGUACAAAUGGACUCUAUACCAGAAGGUCACUUCGUCUUUUUUGCAGAUCCACCAAAAAACCAUCAUCUUGAAUACAAUUGCAGAUUGCACAGUUUCGAUUUAGCGGAUCUACGCUCUCAUUCAAAGUGCCUUUUUUACGACAAUAUGGUAUGGAGGGCAGCCGAGGUAGCUGAAAAUUCUUUGGAACUACCGACGUUGUGCUUAAAUUCAUCUAAUAGCCUCAAUAUGAAUGUUUUCAAAACUGCUGAAUGGUCUCAGACAACCUUGAAGAACCGAAUAGAAACGUUUGGGAGACGCUUGUCAAAAUGGUUUGAUACACUGGACUACGACGGCGAUUUUAUGAAUAUUCAAUGGGUCUCAGUUGCAAUCAGCAGCACUUACUCAUCAUUUGAAUAUCCAUCUGAAUUGGAAGAAACUCUAGAAUAUGCCGAACCAUACGAAGCCCACAUCCAAGUUCCGGACCUUUCCGAUUUGGAAGUGAUCGCUACCCCUGCUGACGGUGUCUACUCUGUAGAACGCGAACCAUUGUCUGAAGACAAAUCUGUCUCUGAAUUCAUACAUCCACACGAAACCUAUCAUGUGGUGCCGGACCUUUCGUGGUUAGAAACCCUGGUCGCCACAGGUGUCGAUGCUAAAGAAUCUGCACCGCCAGAUGCUCAGCAAAAAGCAGCAGAUCAACGAGACCUAAGGAGCAUAGAAUUGGAAGGGUUACGUGAAGGCAUCGAACAGAUCACAAAAUAUGAACCUGAACCACUAGAAGACUUCGCUUUGUCAUCUAUUUCUCGGCAGCUGCCUUACUUUACCGAGUCAUCUUCUGCAAUGGUGGGCUAUGCUUCCGCUACACACCAGGAUAAGUCCUACGAAGCAUACUUCGGAGAGGAAGGUGAUCCUAGCCAAAAAAUUUCAAGGGACGUGGAAGCACCACACCCAGAACAACAAAACACACGGAAGGAAAAUGAAGAGCACGAUUACUGGGACUCUGAUUACAGAUCAGUAGUGCAGCAGAUGGGGAGCCCUCAUGCAUUUAAUCAAAACGAAACGGAAAAUCUAGAAAGCCAAUAUUAUUCAACAGACAUCAACAUCUCCUCCGAAGUGACCCAAGAAGAGCUGGACCACAUCGCGUACAUUCAAAGACUGGCAGAGGAGACAUCAGUCGCACCACCUCCUCGCCCAGCCCCUCCAGACUUGAGAAAGGACUCGUUCGCAAAGGAAGAAUCAAGAGAUGAGUCCGAAGCCACAUCAGGUGCUGACCAAGUCGAGGCGUCUGAUGCUGGCUCGCCGGUUCCUUUAUAUGAGCGAACUUCACCAUUGUUGGAGGAAGAAGAGAAACCUGUUACGACAACAUCAUUCGAUCAAGUAGACCAUGACGAAGCAGUUCAGCCAGGAUUACCAUCCAGACCACCACUGCCGUCAUGGGCGACGGAUGAGGACGAAAUCGCCGUCAAGGCAGCAGAGAUACCAUCCGAGCCGAUGCUGACCCAAGAAGAGCUGGACCACAUCGCGUACAUUCAAAGACUGGCAGAGGAGACAUCAGUCGCACCACCUCCUCGCCCAGCCCCUCCAGACUUGAGAAAGGACUCGUUCGCAAAGGAAGAAUCAAGAGAUGAGUCCGAAGCCACAUCAGGUGCUGACCAAGUCGAGGCGUCUGAUGCUGGCUCGCCGGUUCCUUUAUAUGAGCGAACUUCACCAUUGUUGGAGGAAGAAGAGAAACCUGUUACGACAACAUCAUUCGAUCAAGUAGACCAUGACGAAGCAGUUCAGCCAGGAUUACCAUCCAGACCACCACUGCCGUCAUGGGCGACGGAUGAGGACGAAAUCGCCGUCAAGGCAGCAGAGAUACCAUCCGAGCCGAUGCUGACCCAAGAAGAGCUGGACCACAUCGCGUACAUUCAAAGACUGGCAGAGGAGACAUCAGUCGCACCACCUCCUCGCCCAGCCCCUCCAGACUUGAGAAAGGACUCGUUCGCAAAGGAAGAAUCAAGAGAUGAGUCCGAAGCCACAUCAGGUGCUGACCAAGUCGAGGCGUCUGAUGCUGGCUCGCCGGUUCCUUUAUAUGAGCGAACUUCACCAUUGUUGGAGGAAGAAGAGAAACCUGUUACGACAACAUCAUUCGAUCAAGUAGACCAUGACGAAGCAGUUCAGCCAGGAUUACCAUCCAGACCACCACUGCCGUCAUGGGCGACGGAUGAGGACGAAAUCGCCGUCAAGGCAGCAGAGAUACCAUCCGAGCCGAUGCUGACCCAAGAAGAGCUGGACCACAUCGCGUACAUUCAAAGACUGGCAGAGGAGACAUCAGUCGCACCACCUCCUCGCCCAGCCCCUCCAUCAGUAGACUUGAGAAAGGACUCGUUCGCAAAGGAAGAAUCAAGAGAUGAGUCCGAAGCCACAUCAGGUGCUGACCAAGUCGAGGCGUCUGAUGCUGGCUCGCCGGUUCCUUUAUAUGAGCGAACUUCACCAUUGUUGGAGGAAGAAGAGAAACCUGUUACGACAACAUCAUUCGAUCAAGUAGACCAUGACGAAGCAGUUCAGCCAGGAUUACCAUCCAGACCACCACUGCCGUCAUGGGCGACGGAUGAGGACGAAAUCGCCGUCAAGGCAGCAGAGAUACCAUCCGAGCCGAUGCUGACCCAAGAAGAGCUGGACCACAUCGCGUACAUUCAAAGACUGGCAGAGGAGACAUCAGUCGCCCACCUCCUCGCCCAGCCCCUCUCAGUAGACUUGAGAAAGGACUCGUUCGCAAAGGAAGAAUCAAGAGAUGAGUCCGAAGCCACAUCAGGUGCUGACCAAGUCGAGGCGUCUGAUGCUGGCUCGCCGGUUCCUUUAUAUGAGCGAACUUCACCAUUGUUGGAGGAAGAAGAGAAACCUGUUACGACAACAUCAUUCGAUCAAGUAGACCAUGACGAAGCAGUUCAGCCAGGAUUACCAUCCAGACCACCACUGCCGUCAUGGGCGACGGAUGAGGACGAAAUCGCCGUCAAGGCAGCAGAGAUACCAUCCGAGCCGAUGCUGACCCAAGAAGAGCUGGACCACAUCGCGUACAUUCAAAGACUGGCAGAGGAGACAUCAGUCGCACCACCUCCUCGCCCAGCCCCUCCAGACUUGAGAAAGGACUCGUUCGCAAAGGAAGAAUCAAGAGAUGAGUCCGAAGCCACAUCAGGUGCUGACCAAGUCGAGGCGUCUGAUGCUGGCUCGCCGGUUCCUUUAUAUGAGCGAACUUCACCAUUGUUGGAGGAAGAAGAGAAACCUGUUACGACAACAUCAUUCGUGCCAUCCGAGCCGAUGCUGACCCAAGAAGAGCUGGACCACAUCGCGUACAUUCAAAGACUGGCAGAGGAGACAUCAGUCGCACCACCUCCUCGCCCAGCCCCUCCAUCAGUAGACUUGAGAAAGGACUCGUUCGCAAAGGAAGAAUCAAGAGAUGAGUCCGAAGCCACAUCAGGUGCUGACCAAGUCGAGGCGUCUGAUGCUGGCUCGCCGGUUCCUUUAUAUGAGCGAACUUCACCAUUGUUGGAGGAAGAAGAGAAACCUGUUACGACAACAUCAUUCGAUCAAGUAGACCAUGACGAAGCAGUUCAGCCAGGAUUACCAUCCAGACCACCACUGCCGUCAUGGGCGACGGAUGAGGACGAAAUCGCCGUCAAGGCAGCAGAGAUACCAUCCGAGCCGAUGCUGACCCAAGAAGAGCUGGACCACAUCGCGUACAUUCAAAGACUGGCAGAGGAGACAUCAGUCGCACCACCUCCUCGCCCAGCCCCUCCAGACUUGAGAAAGGACUCGUUCGCAAAGGAAGAAUCAAGAGAUGAGUCCGAAGCCACAUCAGGUGCUGACCAAGUCGAGGCGUCUGAUGCUGGCUCGCCGGUUCCUUUAUAUGAGCGAACUUCACCAUUGUUGGAGGAAGAAGAGAAACCUGUUACGACAACAUCAUUCGUGCCAUCCGAGCCGAUGCUGACCCAAGAAGAGCUGGACCACAUCGCGUACAUUCAAAGACUGGCAGAGGAGACAUCAGUCGCACCACCUCCUCGCCCAGCCCCUCCAUCAGUAGACUUGAGAAAGGACUCGUUCGCAAAGGAAGAAUCAAGAGAUGAGUCCGAAGCCACAUCAGGUGCUGACCAAGUCGAGGCGUCUGAUGCUGGCUCGCCGGUUCCUUUAUAUGAGCGAACUUCACCAUUGUUGGAGGAAGAAGAGAAACCUGUUACGACAACAUCAUUCGAUCAAGUAGACCAUGACGAAGCAGUUCAGCCAGGAUUACCAUCCAGACCACCACUGCCGUCAUGGGCGACGGAUGAGGACGAAAUCGCCGUCAAGGCAGCAGAGAUACCAUCCGAGCCGAUGCUGACCCAAGAAGAGCUGGACCACAUCGCGUACAUUCAAAGACUGGCAGAGGAGACAUCAGUCGCACCACCUCCUCGCCCAGCCCCUCCAGACUUGAGAAAGGACUCGUUCGCAAAGGAAGAAUCAAGAGAUGAGUCCGAAGCCACAUCAGGUGCUGACCAAGUCGAGGCGUCUGAUGCUGGCUCGCCGGUUCCUUUAUAUGAGCGAACUUCACCAUUGUUGGAGGAAGAAGAGAAACCUGUUACGACAACAUCAUUCGAUCAAGUAGACCAUGACGAAGCAGUUCAGCCAGGAUUACCAUCCAGACCACCACUGCCGUCAUGGGCGACGGAUGAGGACGAAAUCGCCGUCAAGGCAGCAGAGAUACCAUCCGAGCCGAUGCUGACCCAAGAAGAGCUGGACCACAUCGCGUACAUUCAAAGACUGGCAGAGGAGACAUCAGUCGCACCACCUCCUCGCCCAGCCCCUCCAGACUUGAGAAAGGACUCGUUCGCAAAGGAAGAAUCAAGAGAUGAGUCCGAAGCCACAUCAGGUGCUGACCAAGUCGAGGCGUCUGAUGCUGGCUCGCCGGUUCCUUUAUAUGAGCGAACUUCACCAUUGUUGGAGGAAGAAGAGAAACCUGUUACGACAACAUCAUUCGAUCAAGUAGACCAUGACGAAGCAGUUCAGCCAGGAUUACCAUCCAGACCACCACUGCCGUCAUGGGCGACGGAUGAGGACGAAAUCGCCGUCAAGGCAGCAGAGAUACCAUCCGAGCCGAUGCUGACCCAAGAAGAGCUGGACCACAUCGCGUACAUUCAAAGACUGGCAGAGGAGACAUCAGUCGCACCACCUCCUCGCCCAGCCCCUCCAGACUUGAGAAAGGACUCGUUCGCAAAGGAAGAAUCAAGAGAUGAGUCCGAAGCCACAUCAGGUGCUGACCAAGUCGAGGCGUCUGAUGCUGGCUCGCCGGUUCCUUUAUAUGAGCGAACUUCACCAUUGUUGGAGGAAGAAGAGAAACCUGUUACGACAACAUCAUUCGUGCCAUCCGAGCCGAUGCUGACCCAAGAAGAGCUGGACCACAUCGCGUACAUUCAAAGACUGGCAGAGGAGACAUCAGUCGCACCACCUCCUCGCCCAGCCCCUCCAUCAGACUUGAGAAAGGACUCGUUCGCAAAGGAAGAAUCAAGAGAUGAGUCCGAAGCCACAUCAGGUGCUGACCAAGUCGAGGCGUCUGAUGCUGGCUCGCCGGUUCCUUUAUAUGAGCGAACUUCACCAUUGUUGGAGGAAGAAGAGAAACCUGUUACGACAACAUCAUUCGUGCCAUCCGAGCCGAUGCUGACCCAAGAAGAGCUGGACCACAUCGCGUACAUUCAAAGACUGGCAGAGGAGACAUCAGUCGCACCACCUCCUCGCCCAGCCCCUCCAUCAGUACUUGAGAAAGGACUCGUUCGCAAAGGAAGAAUCAAGAGAUGA
Messenger RNA from Ostertagia ostertagi, 6123 nucleotides. The record is from the annotation of a GenBank genome assembly. Lineage: Eukaryota; Metazoa; Nematoda; Chromadorea; Rhabditida; Trichostrongylidae.